GUUUAUUUGAUGCAAUACUCUUGAUAAAAAUACACUUGACUCCUGGAAGACAAACCUGAUCAGACUUAAGGGUACACUUGCCAGCCUUUCUUCAAAGUCCUGAAACAAUACAGAUUCUCACCAGUAUCUUUCAGUGUUGAUUCUUUUCUGUGUGUUAUGUUUAAUGUUGUGGUACCUGAAUAUGAGAGAUGUGAAAAUUGCGUAUAAACGCAGCUAUACAUAAAUUUUCACAAACCACUCUAUCUGUCUCUUAUCUAUCUUCAUUCGGGUACCACAACAGUAAACAUAAUAUUGACCCAAGAGCCUAGUCCAGAAAUAACCUUUUUUUAACCUCUGUCCCUGGUGGUUGAACAAUGCCCUGUAUCGAGUGACUUCUAGGAAAAGAGGUAGGAUUAGGUUUCGGUGUUGAUCCUCGGCUCAGGUUAAACCCUAUAUAUACACCUGGGCAACAACACUUCGGUAGCUUAAGCGGCACGCGGCGGUGGGAGCUGUUUUCCCUUUUAGAACUCUUCGCGGAGUGUUAAAGAAAAGCGACUACUUUUCCCAGCAAGCUCUGCGGAAGAAAGUCCCGGCCUGGGCUGCUAACCGAGGCUAUAUAAGCCCUUCGGGCGGCGCGGGUUUCAGACACUUGCCGGUGGCUGUCGUGGUUGCGAAGCUGGUGGCGGCUCUUUUCCUUCUGACGCUGCAGCGCGCUGUUGUUGUUCCCGUUUAUUCUCCCUUAGAACGAGCUCCUUUCCAAUGAGGCCGAACGAGGCGUCCGAGGCGCCCGCUCUGGCGGCGCGCCUGGAGGAGCUGAAGCGUCGGGCGGCCGAGUGCAUCGAGGCGUCGUCGGAGCGGCUGGCCGAGCUGAGCCGCGAGAUCUGGAGCCGGCCGGAGCUGGCUUACGAGGAGCGCCAGGCUCACGACGCCCUCGCCCGCUUCUUCGCCGGCCUGGCCCCGGGGUCCUCGGCGGCCGGCGCUUGGCUGGUGCAGCGCAGCUACAAGCUGGAGACGGCCUUGCGGGCGGACUGGCAGUGGGGCGGCGAGGGAGACGCCGCGGGGGCUGCUCCUGCCGCCGCCGCCGCCGCCGAGGACGGGCAGAAGGCGCCCCUCCGGCUGGGCUUCUUGUGCGAGUAUGACGCCCUGCCGGGCAUCGGCCACGCCUGCGGCCACAACCUCAUCGCCGAAGUGGGUGCCGCCGCCGCGCUGGGCCUGAAGGGCGCCCUGGAGAGCCUCCGCCCGAGCGGAGCCGCCGACGGACUGUCCCGCCACGUCCCCGCCGUCAAGGUGCAGGGUGGGUGGGAGAGGGGGAGAAGCUGCGCCCCGCAUCUUUUGCCUUCAACCCACAACCUUUCCGAGCCCCCUCUUUUUCUUUCCUUUUUUGGGGGGGCGGGUGGGCUCGCUGGGACGCUGCUGCAGUUCUCACCAUGCCCAUUCUUUGCGUCUUGUUUUCGCAAAGUGCCCUAGAAAGAUCUCUGGAGGUGUACAGUGGUACCUCAGGUUACAUACGCUUCAGGUUACAUACUCCGCUAACCCAGAAAUAGUGCUUCAGGUUAAAAACUUUGCUUCAGGUUGAGAACAGAAAUCGUGCUCCGGUGGCACGGCAGCAGCAGGAGGCCCCGUUAGCUAAAGUGGUGCUUCAGGUUAAGAACAGUUUCAGGUUAAGUACGGACCUCCGGAACGAUUACGUACUUAACCCGAGGUACCGCUGCAUAUGCAACUUUUAAACCUAUGGGUAAAUAAAGAAAGACCCUCCGGUAAAGAGAGUGCCACGUCCCGCACCCCUGGAUGCUUUGGUAUUUUGCUGCUCUUCCUGACCCACAUGUCACCUUUGCUUUCAGGUCACCGUGUUGGGCACCCCUGCCGAAGAAGACGGAGGAGGCAAAAUCGACUUGAUCAAAGCCGGGGCUUUCGAUGGUCUGGACGUUGUUUUCAUGGCCCAUCCAUCCCAAGAAGAUGCAGCAUAUUUGCCCGACGUAGCAGAACAUGAGUGAGUAAACUGGAAUGGGAGGCAUUGUUUACUUGGCCAUUGUAACAAGCCUUUCACUUUUGAUCCACUUUUGAGUUACUCGUUUGGCUUUCCAAAGGGCACUUGGAACAAUUUAUGUAACGUUCUGCUGCUGUUUCUAAUAAACCGCUAAUGAGCACGUGGUGCUUGUGUGGAGCUGUCAAGCGAAACAAGUUUCUACUUCAAUUAACUUGUAUUACGUGAGGUUUGAGUUUUUAUACCAUAACCGUUAAUUCAUUAUCCUAAAGGGCCCCAGUAAGAAAGGAAGGCUGGGUGGCAUUAUGAAACAGCUGCCAAGGCCUCUUGUGCCAAAGGUCCUGUUCUUUCUCACUAUGCUGUCCAGAAGCAGCUCACCCACAAUUCUCCUACGUACUUUUCCUCUUAGCUGUGCACUGGGGAAAGUUGGGGUGAUGUGAGGAAGAUAUGAGGAUCUCCAAAGCCAACCUGCUCCCAGUAACCAGUCCUUCAGUAUGGGUGAUGGAGUCCAUGCACAGAACACAGGUCCAUUGGUCUAUCUAGCUCGCCUUGCACUACCUGGAGAUGCAGGGGAUUGAACCUGCAAUUUCCUGAAUGCAAAGCAGAUGCUGUGCCACUGAGUUACUUCCCAUCUUCCUUAAGCUAUAUCCUACCCAGUGAUCUGCCAACAAGUUUUAGUUCCAGAACUGCUACUCUCUACAUGUUUUUUACUCCCCUGGUUGUUGGGAGGAGGGGGCAGAUAGAGCCUCCAUCUAGAGUUGGUCCUAAGAUCUUCAGUUAUUGACCUUAUUCUAUAUAUUUACAAUUAUAUGCACAUUCUGAGUAAAGUAUUGUAUGCAAAAUUAUGUCACUUAUGUCACUUUGUAGUGAAUUACAGCAGGGCUUCAUUUUCAGGGACUUUUACGUAUUUGAAACAUAUCUUUAUUCAACAUCAUCUUAUUCAAGUUGCCUAAUGAGCUUCUGUUUUGUUUUGUUUUUAAAUCAGUUGGACCAGUAGCUAGGUAACCCUAACAAUGAUUUUUUAAUUUAGCUCAAGGUAUAAAUUUCAUUUCCUGAUGUGUGAUAGCGUUCAUGAAACUGCCAACUUUAUUGGAAUAGGAGAUGCUGCAGUUUAACAAACACCCUUCCACCCACAGUUUGUUUUACUCUUUAUACACAUUUGUUAAUAUAUUUGAACAGAACCAUUAUUGGGACUAGAGUUGGUGCUGGGUGUUUUUGAAGUCAUUCUGUUUAGUUGGAAGCAAUUCUGGUUAUACAAUAUUUCUUCAUGUGAUUAUUAAAGGAGUUUGUUUCAGCUGAUCUCAUUACCGAACAUCUCCAGAAAUUAGAUCUGGUGUUUGCCUGCAAUGUAGACCUAAAUGUCUUGUGACUCAAAGCUGUACAGUGGAGUGUUAAAAACUUUUGUAUUUCCUUUCACAUUUCUGCAAAGAUGACCACACAUAGGCAUAUUAAGAACAAGUAGAACUGAUGUUCGGCUGUAUACAAUUAAGAUUGUAUAUAGAAUUGAAUACAGUGGUACCUCUGCUUACAAACUUAAUUCUUUCUGGAGGUCCUCUCUCAACUCGAAACCGUUCUUAACCUGAGGCGCGCUUUCACUAAUGGGGCCUCCUGCGCGCCUCUGGAGCGCGAUUUCUGCUCACAUCCCAGGGCAAAGUUUGCAACCAGGAGCACCUACUUCCAGGAUAGCAGAGCUUGUAACCCGAAGUGUUCGCAAGGAGGACGGUUCGUAACCAGAGGUGUUACUGUGCAUUGUGCUUUUCUUAAAAGUUUCUGGCAGUUAACACACCAACCCAGAAAUGCAGAGUGCCCCAUUCCUCUUGGUCUUCUGUUUUUUGACUGCCUUUCUGCCAUAGUGAAGUUCACACCCAGGGUAUGAUGGCUAUGUUGACAUCUCAGUAGCCUUCCGUAUCAGGAAAGCAGUGGUGUGUUGCAGAUAUUGCAAUGACAAACAAGGUAUAUUUGUAAAAAAAAAAAAAAUCCUUUGUAAAAGUUGUGAUUUUCACCCCAAUUGGUUUUUUUGUUUUUUUGAAUAGAAAGGCUCAUCUUAAGCCACUCAGGGCACCUUUUGUGACUGAAGAGCAGGAUAAAAAUGCUUUAAAUAAAUAAAAGGUGUGGCUUCAUUUCACCACCUAGCUCUCAUUGGAUCACUAGUAAAUAUUACAAGCUUCAAGUGCCUUUCCUCAUCGUUAGAGAUGGCUUUCCAUUUUUGAAGCGAGCUGACCAGCACAGAUGAUUUCUUGUGACUAGAGGUGGAAGAACACUUCCUCACUUCUUUUGAAAACCACACAACAUCUUUAUAGAGACUAAGAUGAGAUUCCUUCCCCCUCGACCCCCAAUAUGUGUGGUAGGGAUGUUAUCCCUUCAUAGAAAUUUAGUACAGUUUUUUCAGUUUUGUCUUGACUUAAUCUUCCUUUGUUCUUCAUAUUGAACAGAAUGGGCACAAAAUCUAAUGCCAGAAGCUAUGAGCUUUAUAAUUAAUUGUGGUCUCAUGUAACAGAUUACUUUAGAUCAGUACUAAUUCUAAUGUUUUCACGUCUUCUUCUGCAGGUGAUUCAUCAAGUAAAAACACAGCCCUUUGAAUUGUCUCCAUUUGCAGAACAUAAUCUUUUUUCCCCUCUCUGGAUGCAGUACACCUGGUGCUUGAUCCUCUACUCCUGCACAGUAAUAGCAGGAUUAGCGGGAAGGGAGGUGGUGGACAUCAGUAUAUGAAGACCAACUGGAAACAGAGCUCUGUUGAAAGUGUUUACUUUCAGAUGCUUUUUGUAUUCUUAGCCUCCAUAUCCCUGCACAUACCAAAACAACUAGUAGGAAAGUUCUACGCAUUUACUUCUCAAAAUUGCCAUUGUAGUAAUAGGGAUAUGUUAUUUUUUAUACAUGGGGCAGUAUUGAACUUACAGUACAGUACUGAAUUAUUGCUUAGAAGUUCAGAGCUCGUUUGAGAUUUCCAAGAGAGAACUGUACAAAGCAAGUUUUUGAAUGCUACUCAUUUUAGGAAUUUAUACCCCACCUUUCGCAUCCAUCUCAAACUGGCUAUCACAAUUUUUAAAACGUAGCAGCAAAUAAAAUUGAGUCAGAAAAUAACACUUAAAGCAGUGAUCCAAUUAAAAGGGUGGUGUGUAUCAUAACAGGCCACCAAAUGCCAUUAGCAUUCCAAGCAGACAGAACAGAUUUGCCCAAAUUGUAAUGAUGAAGGAACAGUUGAACAUAUCUAAGAGGAGAGUUCCAGCACUGAAAAGGCACUUCUCCCACUAGUCACUCACCUAACUUCAGGAUGCACAGAGAAAGGCCUUUGACAAAUAAUUGAUGGAUUCUAUCCUAGUUCUUGGGCCAGGCUACGUUAAGUAUUUUUACCCAGUUUUCUGUUGAAAAGGCUUCCAGAGCAGAUGACAUAAGAUCAGUAGCAAGAUGACCUGCUCACAGGCAUGCAGUCUGAAAGACAGUGAUAUUCAGUGAUAGUCAUAAUAUGCUGUAGACCCACUGACAGCAAUGGAUUUUAGCCCGUUUUAAUGGGUCUGGUCUAAGUAUGGCUUAGUUGGGUAUCACUCACAGCACAGAAGGGAAAAGAGGAGGCGUAGGGAGGGAAGAGGAAAACAAGCAAACUCGGCUACCAAUUUUUGCCAAUACAUCAUACCUCGGUGAGAGGAGCUGUAGGAUUUCAUGAUUAGCAUUUCUAUGUUCAACAGCAGUGUUGAAUCAACAUUUCCAGUAGCUCUCAGUAGACUGAUAGUAUAGACCUUUUAACUAUAUAUGCAUAAGGAUGGAAGAGCACUGGCAUUCUGAGCUUAACAACAGUAUUCCCUAUGAUUCAGUUGGGACAGAAGUAUGAUUCUCUUGUUUCUCUUAUCUAUAGCAUUUAUGCUGCUUCUCUAUCCUACUUUAUAUAACUUAUGCUACUGAACUCCAUAGCCUGGCAUGACCCUGAAAGGCUGGGCUGUCUUCGGAUAUAGCUUUAUAUGUUGCACCUAGCAUGUAUUGCUGGGGUUAUGUUUGGGUCAUGUUGGAAGUGAAUAGUGCUGAUACACAGCAUAUCCACAUUUAUUUAACAAUGUUUUUAUAACACUUGAUUCUAGGAAAACCUCAGCAACAAAUAUUCUGCACUCUGGAAAACUGUUUGCUGAAUUCUUCAUAGUUUUUGGUUGGGAAAUGUGUCAAGUUUGUCUUCACACAGGACAUUGCAAACUGCUGUCUUUACCUUUGGCUUUUGUGUUUGUCCUAACCUUUUCGUUAUAAUUUCUGUCAAGUUUUAUUAAACACAUAUCAGUGUAUUUUUGAACAAAGUCUGCACAGUCUCCAAACUUGGCUGCAGCCAAAGAAGAAUAGGUUUGCAACAGAAUAACUCACACACCCUAGAUGAUAAAUCACGCUUUGAAUAUGAAGCCAUGUAAGCAAAAGCCUAUGCAAGGGUCCCGUGUAAUGCGAGACGUUUGGGGUUGUUUGCUCACAGUUCAUAGUGUGCUUAAUACCUGUUUCUAAUUAAUGAUUUUUAUUACUAAGCCUCAGGUAGUCAUCUUACCUAAGUGUAACUCAAGUUUCCCAAGGUCAGAAUAAAGUCAUCAGAUGUACAUAUUUAGACUCUUGAGUAGUUGCAAUUUGUUGCAGCUGGUUUCAUAUCUUUAUAGAUCUCUUAAGAUCUUAGGAAGAAUAUGAUAUAUGCCAGAAUAUGAUAGAUAACCAGUGUGGUAUUGUGGUUAAAGUGCCAAAUCUUCACUUGGCUGUGAAGCUCACCAACUCAGCAUAACCGAUCACUUGGGGUUGUGAGGGUCGUCUGCAGAGAGAGAAACACCUACAUCCCUUUGAGCUCAUUGGAGGACAGGUGGGAUAUAAAUGUAGUAAAUACAUACAUGAAUAAAUACAAGAGGACAUUUACUAAUCCUUUGCUCCCAGCAGGUUUUAUAGGCCAACGUUAUAACGGUGCUAGUUCCUUGAACAAUAAAUUUUUCAUGCUAAUUUUUUAACAUUGCUUUUCAAAAUUCAGGUCUUACUUAGUUGUGAUUAAAUUUUAAUUUAGGCCCUGUGGAACGCCCUCCCAUCAGAUGUCAAAGCGAUAAAUAACUACCUGACAUUUAGAAGACAUCUUAAGGCAGCCCUGUUCAGGGAAGCUUUUAAUCUGUGAUAUUUUACUGUAUUUUUUGUUUCUAUGGAAGCCGCCCAGAGUGGCUGGGGAAACCCAGCCAGAUGGGCGGGGUACAAAUAAUAAAUUAUUAUUAUUAUUAUUAUUAUUAUUAUUAUUAUUAUUAUUAUGUUGGUUCGAACACAGUUCUAUUUCAUGAAAAUAAACAAGGCAAGGUUUUUAAAUUUGUCAGGGAUACUGCAAUCUGUAUAAUUCAAUUCAGUGGCAGAGCUGGCCAUCUGAUCUUUUUAAAUUUAGAAAAUGCAGUGGGUUUUUUGGUUUUUUUUAAAAAGGUAGAAAACACUGCAGCAGUUAUUCAAUAUUAUUGCUAAUAGUAAAGCAUCUGUUGUGUUCUGUAAAUUCUAUCAUCCUGACAAACCAAAUGGUUCUGGUUAAGGCAGCUCAGAAUGCAUGGAGCUCCUCCAUUGAGAAUGGUUCCCCCCAUUCAGUGGAUGAACCAUGUAUAAAUAAACAUUUAUGUGUACUUCCUUCUCAAGAAAUGCUUGAAUUGUUCUCUAUUUGGAAAGGAUCUCUGGAUGAGGACAAUUGUGUUGGGUAUUGUAAUUGAGGGGAGGUGGUGAACUGAGUUGUCAGGAAAUCUCACACCAGUUGAUUGUAGUUUGUUAUUUGCUUCACGCCUUUUGAAAAUGUCUGUUUUCUUAGUUGAUUUGUUAAGAUACUUCUCUACCAGACACAAUUUAUUUCUGUCUAAUAUACUAAUAUUCUUUAUUUCCACAGAAGUUAGUUCCUGUCUUGUAUGUACCUAUUUCAGUACACGUGGUCCAUAUAAAUGUCAGACUUGGUUUUGUGAUGACAAAGAUCAGCUUUGAGUAUCAAAGCUCUGUAUUGAAUACCUCCUACUCUCAAAACAUGUUGGUCUGUUUUUCCAGCAAUUAUCUUUAUAGAGGAUUGAGGUUAAAAAAAAUCAAACCCCUAUAUUAUAGCAUAGACCUUUAUCUCAUUAGAACUUAAGUUCGUUGAAUGAAUCCAAAGGGAUAUUUUUCCUUUCAAAAAGUGUUUAAAAACCAGUGAUGGCUUUUAUUUCCUAGUGUGACUGUGAAAUACUAUGGAAAAGCUUCUCAUGCUGCUGCUUACCCUUGGGAAGGAGUAAAUGCAUUAGAUGCUGCUGUUCUUGCAUACAACAAUCUGUCAGUUUUAAGACAGCAAAUGAAACCAACAUGGAGAGUUCAUGGUGAGAUGUUCAUUAAAUCUUAUGUCCAGCAAGUAAUACUUCAGGCACUGUUUUAUAAUGUAUCUGGCAUGUUAACAUUAAAAUGAAAAUGGCUGUUCAUGUGUUUAGUUUUCUGAUAAAUGUUCAAUCUGUUGCUAAAGUUGAAAGUUCUUUAAGAGCUAUACAACUUUGGUAUGGAUAUGUUCACUUAAUAGACUUUGGUCAUGUUUUCCCAAAACAAUAUGUCAGGGUUGUUUGCUUAAAAAACCAUAUUGUGUGAGCUGCAUCCUGGUGUAUGCAGCCCAUAGGUAAUUGAACCCAUAUAGCAAGAUGUCUGAAGUUUGGAUUGUGAUUUGUUUCACCCUAACAAGCUAUGUUUACUUAGUUUGUUGUUGGCAAAUUCUCACUUGUUAGGGAGAACAAACCAUGAACCCAAGUUUGGAUGUUGUUCUAACCUGAUUUUAUCUGCUCAUACCAGGGGUGGUGAGAGCAGUCAGGCUCCAUGUAUGGUUUAAUUAGCCAAGGUUAAUGAACGUUCAUCAGAUGGUGAUUGGUGUUAAGGUUGAGUAUUAUGAUGGCAGACACCUGCAAUAAUGUGUAUUGUAACAGCGAGUCUUCACACAUUUGUUUCCCCCCAAAUGUGGGUUAUCAUACCCUGGCAGUUGGUGCAGCUCUCUAUUUCCUUCCAUCUUUUUUAUGCUUUGGGGAUGCUUAUAGGAUCUGCUCCUCACCCUUAGUCAGAGGUUAGAAUGCAUGCUGUGCUAAGCUUGUGUCAUCCAGAUGUGUAAAGCAUACGAGUUACAUACUCAUAAGUGUCUGUAACACAAGCUCUGCAGUUCAUGCAACUGAUACAUUUAUUAGUGGAGUCCUGGAAGAGGUGAUGGUUAUAUAAUUGAAUGCUCAAAUAGCAUUCCAGUUUAGCUUUACUAUUAAGUGCUAGUUAACUAUAUAUAGGGAUUAUUGUGAGGAUGAGGCACAGUUUUGUAAGCUGCAAGGCUGAAGUGUUAUGGUCCACACUUGAGUUUUAGCAUGUAGUCUACUGUUUGUCUAUACCUGACCAUAAUAAUAUGGGUCUAACUGUAGAAGGAUUUCUAGUUUAUACAACGUCGUUUAAAAAUAUGUGGCAACUAAUCUAGACAGCUAACCAAAGGGAUCAAAUUAGCCAUAAACACUUGCAAUUCAUUAACUUGACUGAAGUUAGUUAAUAGUGAAAAGGUUUGGUUUCCAUCUGCAUGGUAAAGUAACUAUUGUUCUAAAAGCCCAAUAGGCCCAUCAGGCAGUUUUGACCAACCCACAGCUACCUAUCCUACACCUCUGGUCCUACCCAUGAGGUCAGGUGUGAGGCAGGUAAAGUUGCACCUGGGCCACAGAGGAGAUUGGAGGCACUGCUGAUGUGUGUUGGGCUGACACUUUGAAACCCUGACUGUCAGCUGAUUAUCAGGCCUUCAAAGCAUAGCCCCAACAAUCAGCUUUGAUCAGCUUCUCUCAGGAGUUCCCCAUUGGAUACCUCUCCACCCUAUUGGAUAAGCUCUCAUCCAGAAGCACCCAUAUGAUUUAUGUUGCUGUUUGAUUUCCAAAGCAAUGGCGUUAAUACCUUCCAGACAGAAUUAUGGGUCACUGUUGUAGUACUUCUGAAUACUGCAUAAAAAAAUAUUUUCAGUGGAAGAUUCCCCCUCACCCCAUAUAAACUAAAAUGUAAAAGGUUUUGAGCAACUUGCCAUCCAUAAUACUUUCAAUUUAAAGUAACAUGGUCUUUCUGACUUGUUACUUUUUCUCGUCUUUGUUUCCUCCCAUCAAAUUUCUGCCCUUGUUAAUGUUUAUCUGUACUAGAGCUAUCAAAUAAGAAUAGCAAAUUGAAAAGAGUGAGGCAAAGUUCAUCUCUUAGUGAUGAUAAGAAAGGAAUGGUAUGUCUUCUUGCAUUCCCAAUUUGUUUUUGUUUUUUUGUGAUGUGCCCUUCAUAGCACGUAGUUGCUGGUUAAACUGGUUGGAGUAGCUCUACUUCUUUUUAACUCCCCCCCCAUAGGCAAGGUUACCUUGCUGGUCAAUAUUUAGUUUUUUAUGUGGUCAUGAAAGCUAAUGGUAAUUAGUUUUCUUUGCACAAAACCAUUAAAUUUAAAGCAUUUGUGGCCCAGGCAGCACUGCAAGUGAUUUGCUGCUUUUCAAGUGAUAAUUUUCCAUUAAAAUACUCUUAGCAUGUGCAUGGUUUAAAUCUUACACAUUUUUGUAUGAUGGGCCUUCUUGCUCUUGUGAGCAUUGGUACCUUAUUGAGGCCAAAUUGGAUUAUACAACCAGUAUCAGAAAAACACUGUGCACUGCCCUGUCUGCAUCUUCCCAGCUAGUUUGUGCAGAAACACAUGAGAAUGGGAUUAUACCAGCAGUGUACCACUUGGUUUUUCUAUAGCCUGUUUAUCAACCAUAUAUAGAGAUAGAAUCUCAAAAGUCUUGUACAUAUUGAAGCUUAGUCAAAGUGUGCAUAUUGAUGCCACAGCAUGGUGCAAGCAUGGGCUUGCUCUUUAGAAUAAUACUUAGAAUAAUACAUUUUGGGAUAACCUGUGCUUGUAGGAACUUUGUUGAAUCUUAGCGGAAGCAAAGACAACAACUAGUUUUGCUACACAUGGAUGGCAUUCUCAGGAGCUCUCUUGAGUAUUGCCUCUCACCUGUGAGCCAGCCAGUUUUUGCUUAAAGUUAAACCUUUCUAUUUCUGUACACUCACUUUGAUUUGCUUCAUACAACUGUUGCAUAAUGUAAAAGUGAUUCUUGGAGCAGGGAAGCUUGCCAGUUUUAUGUACAUAGCCUAAUAAAAUUUAGAUGGUUUAUAAAUAUUAGAUGCAGCUUUCAGUUUUGCUGCCAAUGUUCAGUUACUGUAGUGUAGCAGAUGGAUUCUAGCAAGUGAUUUGAAUAGCCCAAGACAACUAACGAACUAUUCAGGUAAGCAACUAUUCCAGGUAUAUUGAAGAAACCUAAAAAUAAUUUACUGCCUUAAAAUUGCCAUAGAUUGCAAGCGCAUUAGGUCUGGGCACCACCGAGUUGUAACAGUAUUGUAGCAAUUCAAACUAUCUUAAAACAAAGAGCCUGUUCUUGCUGGAGUCAUUCAGAACUCAGUCAAACAAGAUUCUAUUCAUGCAAGACUUUUAAGAUGGAAAUGUAUCAUACCCCUUUAUUCUUGUUUGAAAUUCCCAAUUGAUAGUAGAUUCAUUUGCCUGGGCAAAAUUUCAUACAUGCAUAUAUAACAGAUCAAGAGUUGCUUUAUUCAAAGUGGUUUCAGCUGGAACUUUACUUGAGCUGUUAAGUGAUAAUUAUCAUACUUGGAGUAGAAUGAUUGAAAUCAAUGGAUUUCAAUGGGUCUAUUGAGUAUGAUGAAUGUCAGCUAUUACCUAUUGUGCGUUAGAUCUGGGCCAACAGGAAAGCAAACAAACAAACGACACACUUGCUUUUGAUACAGAACCUUCUCUUCUCUGAUCUAAAACCUGUUUCUACCAUUUGAUGACGCUGCACCUUGAUAGCACUCUAGUCUCUUUGUAACAAAAUUUGAAGAAGGAAAGUGCAUAUAUGGGCAGACAAAGGGUGACACUGUUUAUAUUAUCCAGGGUGGAAAAGAUGGUGUUCUGGAAUUUUGUCCCCCUUACCUAUUUCAAAUGCUCGCACAAAAAGUGCUCCUUAAAAUGGAUACUGUUUAAGAGUUUGAAAUAUUUUCAUUUCUUAUCCCUUUCUCUUGGUCAGCUCAUGGGUAGCUGGUGUUGUGUAACCCACUACUUUAGUAUUCUUCCACCAUGCACUACGUGGGUGGGGGGAGGCAGAAAAAAGAUGUUAGGAGGUGUACUGUUCAAAACUGAUGCCUAACUUGGUUAAGCAAAGUUGAAUUAUGCCACAAAAACAUGUUAAAUUGUUCAGCUUUAAUUUACACAUUAGUCUUUUCCCCAGAGGUUAGAAUAUGAAAGGGAUGUUUUUACACCUUGACUUCUGGUCUAGUAAAUAUAUUCAGCCUCUGUGUUACUGCUCCCUUAAUCCCCCUUGUUCCAAUGCCAUCCAAUUUUAUUUCAUCCUGAAAGACAACAGAUGAAUAACUGAGAAGAACGUGAAUGCAAAUCUUUGUGGGUUUUUUAUUGAAAUCAAAUAGAAUUUCAAGACACAAGGUUUUUUUUUCCUAAAAGAAAGCAAGAAAAUCUGUUUUUGUUCCCACAUCUGCUGGAGAGUUGGCUCAGGUGCAGAAAUUAGUUUGGCUUUCCUGUUUUAGCCAGAAGCCUCAGAAACCUACUAUUCAAAGUUCUGAUUUCAGUAACACAGUUCUUCCUUCUUUUAGGUAUAAUAAAGAAUGGAGGUGUGAAACCUAAUAUCAUCCCUUCUUAUGCUGAAUUAGAAUUUUACUUGCGUGCUCCUUCAUUAAAAGAACUCUCCAUCCUGACAGAAAAAGCAGAGAACUGCUUUAAAUCUGCAGCCCUGGCCACAGGGUGUGAAGUAAGGUUCAUAAAGAUUUAUUUUGCUUUUAAGUGACAAUGUGAGCUGACUAAUAAUGAUAAUAUUAUUAUUUGUUCCCCACCUGUCUGACUGUUGCCCCAGCCACUCUCUGGAUGCCUUCUUAGCCAAACCACCUAGGACCUAUUGAGUGAUUUUAGUUGAAAGUAGCAUAACAUCUACAUGUCGGCCUACCCUCUGACAGUUUCCCCCUAUAGUUGUGGCUCCAAGCAGGCUAGAUUGGGGUGAUUAGGCCUGUCAAGAUGUUUGAAAUGGUCCAGUCACCUCUGUCUUUCUCUCAUUGCAGUGCUUGGAGAAAAAGUUUCAGCACAGUGCUGUAAUGGAAAUAAAUGUGUUUCCAUAUGUAUGUGUGUGUGUGUGUGUGUGUGUGUGUGUAUGUAAGUGGCGGUCUGUGUGUGGUGAGAGCAGAGUGUGCUUGGCCAUGACCACAACUGGCAUGUGGCCCUCAGAGGAUUGGCCUCAACCCUCAGGCUGAAAAGGUUUAUCCAUCUCUGAACUAAAACCCUGAUCCCGUUGAACUAACAUCUCAGCGUAGCUGAUAUUUUGGACUUAACUGAGGGUAAUGCCUCAACUUUGUCAAGUCUUGGUUCUCAAAAGUGCAAACAUACCCGAGUAAGAGCGACCUUUCACAUGCUUUUAAAUACACAAGGACUCAGCAUUGGGCUGUUUUUCUUUUCUUUUUUCUUUUUUUUAAAAAAGCUUCCUUUCUCACUGAACACUUUCUAAGUACUUUUCCUUCUUUGGUAUUUUCUUUAAAUCAUAAAAGUAGUGAGGAGCCUAAGGGGAUUAACCCUGCUUCUAAAGCUUCUACUUCAAAGUAAUUUCCAACCAGAGCUCACUUCCAUAUUCAGUUGGAACUCCCUUCCAAGAAUUUACACAAUCUUGGCUGUGUGUUUUUUUCCAUUUGGCAUCUUUGGAAGCUGACAUUCCACAUUUCUAAUUUAUCCUGUUUUGCAAGAAGCUUGCAGUUGUCUAAGGGCAGGAAGCAGAAAAUUGCUUGCUUGUUCUAGGAGAUAAUGCCACAUUCAUGCUUCGUAUAAAUAGGAUGUGAAAUGCCGAAGAAAGCUAAUUAGUUCCUAAAAGUGUAAUCCUUUGCAUGUUUACUUUGAAGUCAGCCACACUGUGAAUUGCAGCUUGUUCUCAGGUAAGUAUGUUUCAGAUUUCAGCCAAACACUAAGUCCUAUGCAUUUUUGAGAGUAAGCCCCUUUGAGUUCAGUGGGACUGACCUCUGAGUAAGACAAAUAGGAUUGAGUUGGAGGCCCUUUGGUUUAGACUUCAUCUGGUAUUUUUGUGUCAAAGCAAAUGAAUAUUUUUCUUCUCUAGAUGGAAUUAAAAGGUGGUGCAAAUGAUUACUACAACGUGCUUCCUAACAAGAGCCUGGAAAAAGCUUACAUUGAGAAUGGGAAGAAACUUGGCAUGGAGUUCAUCCCAGAAGAUAACUUGACUGGGUUGUCAGGUAAUAAAUAAUAAAACAUCCAAUAAAACAUUUAUCAGGUUGGCUUUUACUCCUUUUCUAUCCAUUUCUGCUUUGUUUGUCAGCCUAGAAAAUACAUUUAUACAUCUUUUAAGAAUUUCCCAACAAUUGGGAAGGGUGAUCAGUUUUUAUAUUUUAGAGUAUCAGAAUGUGUAUUGCUAGGUGAAUGCAGAAACAGAUUUGAAGGGGAUUUGAAUUUGGUAAGGGAAAAUGUAAUGGGGCUGUUCUGAAACUUCAAUCACAUACUUUAUCAUAUACUUAUUUUCUUGUAAUACUCUUAGCAUUUUGUUCAACUUGAUCCAUGAAGUAAGGACAGGUUGAGUUAAAUGGGCAGUAAACAGUGCUGCCGUGGUUUUGCCAUUCCAUGGUAUCUGUUCUUCAUCAUAAACCAACUUAGGAUGUAGAGUUCAAGGGCAGUGGAUACCCUACUGUCCAUCAACAUGCAAGGGAUAUGAUUGGUAGUCUCUAAGUUAAACUACCGUAGAUUCUGGCAGAUUAGGCGACUGGGCGUAUUAGACGACCCCCCCCAAAUUGGCAGCUGCAAUUUGGGGAUUUGUUUUAUAAGCCCAGUUGCCUAAUACAUUGGGCAGCAACAGGGGGCAGGCUCAGCUCCACGCCAGGAGAAAGCCGCCUGCUGUGGAGCUGAGCCUGCCGCCCGCUGCUGCUGCUUCCAAAGCAGCAGCGGGGGGUGGGCUCCGCGUCGGACAGCUUUCCCCCAGCGCGGAGCUGAGCCCGCUGCAGGUGUUUCGGAGCCACCGCAGCAGGGGGCGGGCUCUGCUCCGCGCCACCCAUACCUGGCGUAUAAGGCGACCCCCGACUUUGGAGAAGAUUUUCCAGGGUUCAAAAGUCGCCUUAUACGUAGGAAUCUACGGUAUUAUUUCAGGACUGCUUGAUCUUGAUACUACAGAAAGGAAAAACCCAGUUUAUGUGCAUGCUACUUAUGUAUAUCACUUUUUCUCCAGAACUGUGUUUUCCCCCCCUUUAAGAGUGAUGCCUUUUUCCAUUUAUGUGAGGAAUUGUUGAACUGUUAUUUAAGAAAACUAAAUUCUCUCAACCAAAACCUCCAUUCUGCUGUUGGAAUCAUUUCUGCAUUCUGUUUAUUUCAACUUGGCAAAGUGAAACAUUUAUGUUUGGGAGAUACCUAAUGUACUUGAAAAAUUGUGAAAUUGGCCUGAUUCUGCAUCUUAUCAUUUAUCAACUUUCAUUGCUAAUCCCAAAAUAUUUAUUUUACACCUUAAAAAACCCCCACAACCUGUUGCCUUUGUCUGUGUUAUGUGCUCUUUUCUCUGUCAUACUUUCUCAUGCUGUGGGACAGGAGCUGCACAGAUCUUUUUCAUUUCACUUCGUUUCCAGUGCCUUUGGUUACCUCCAUAUCACUGUCUUUGUCCAAUUCUACAGUUUUGCAGUCAAUAAAUAAAUAACUUUGUGAUCCUGACAUUUGGAACAGUACCUUUCUUUUAAAUCAGAAUCAGUGAAGGCGGUGAAGGUCCUGUGUGAGUGUCUGGAGGCGGUUGGAGGAUGGAUGGCGGCUAACAGAUUGAGGUUGAAUCCUGACAAGACAGAAGUACUGUUUCUGGGGGACAGGAGGCGGGCAGGUGUGGAGGAUUCCCUGGUCCUGAAUGGGGUAACUGUGCCCCUGAAGGACCAGGUGCGCAGCCUGGGAGUCAUUUUGGACUCACAGCUGUCCAUGGAGGCACAGGUCAAAUCUGUAUCCAGGGCAGCUGUUUACCAGCUCCAUCUGGUACGUAGGCUGAGACCCUAUCUGCCUGCAGACUGUCUCGUCAGAGUGGUGCAUGCUCUGGUUAUCUCCCGCUUGGACUACUGCAAUGCGCUCCAUGUGGGGCUACCUUUGAAGGUGACCCGGAAACUACAACUAAUCCAGAAUGUGGCAGCUAGACUGGUGACUGGGAGCGGCCGCCGAGACCAUAUAACACCGGUCUUGAAAGACCUACAUUGGCUCCCAGUACGUUUCCGAGCACAAUUCAAAGUGCUGGUGCUGACCUUUAAAGCCCUAAACGGCCUCGGUCCAGUAUAUCUGAAGGAGCGUCUCCACCCCCAUCGUUCUGCCCAGACACUGAGGUCCAGCUCCGAGCGCCUUCUGGCGGUUCCCUCACUGCGAGAGGCCAAGUUACAGGGAACCAGGCAGAGGGCCUUCUCGGUAGUGGCGCCCGCCCUGUGGAAUGCCCUCCCAUCAGAUGUCAAAGCGAUAAACAACUACCUGACAUUCAGAAGACAUCUGAAGGCAGCCCUUCAGUUUUUAAUAUGUGACAUUUUAGUGUAUUUUUCAUCUUUGUUGGAAGCCACGCAGAGUGGCUGGGGAAACCCAGCCAGAUGGGCGGGGUACAAAUAAAUUAUUAUUAUUAUUAUUAUUAUUAUUAUUAUUGUAUAAUAAUGCAAGAUGAAUAAAUGUGCCUUGUUGCACUGUUCCAAUUGUAAGCUGCUUUCUUAGUUUGAGAUCUGAAUUAUUACAUUGCUGCAGAUCAUGCAUAGCUGAGCAGUACUUACAUAUAUUCCUUUUGGUAGCCUGAUCUGAUACAUUUAAAACUACCUUUUCCUAGGUUCUACUGAUUUUGGGAAUGUUACCUUUGUGGUUCCUGGGAUUCAUCCUUAUUUUUAUAUUGGGUCUGAUGCACUAAACCAUACUGAGCAAUACACAACAGCUGCAGGUUAGUGAGUUUUAUGUGUGUGUGUGUGUGUAUAUAUACAUGUAUUCCUCCUGGCCCCCCCACCCAAAAAUAUACAAGAACACUAAGAUGGAAAUUACAUUGAGUUAAAGGUUUUCCCCAGCUGGCCUAUGCUUAGUGCAGCUGAAUGGAACGUUAAAUUGUUCUGGACUGGAAUUAAUGUGUCUUACCUUUCUGUGAUUAUUCUUCCUAGGUCUUGGACAUUUGUGUACUGUGUUCCUAGGAAUAGUCAGUAAUAAAUAUUUAUUUGUUUAUUUGCAAAAAUUCUAAGUUGUCCUUUACCAUACGGUCCCUGAGUGGGUUAUAAUAUAAUAUACUGUACAAUAAUAAGAUAAAAUUGCAAUGACAAAUAAAACUGUUCUAGCCAGCACUUCAGUGGUUAAAAUUUUCAGAGGGUGUUUGCUCACACUUCUCUUGAAGUCUGUGCUACACUAUUCCAAAAGUCUUGGCUUUUUUUAUUGCAGCUGAAGCAACUGGAAAUCUUGAUGCCUUGCUAGCUGACUAACACUAGCAAGAGCAAGCACAGGUCUCUCAAUGUGCUGCUGACUUAAAUCAAUCUUUAUAGGGUUUUUUGUUUUUUUAAUAAGCUAACCUAACCUCCUGGUGGUCAGGUGUGGAUAACUUGUUGAAAUCUCUUAUGCAGAUAUGCAUCUUAAGAUCCAGUGAUACUCCUACUAUGAGAAGUAUGUUUGUGGCAGAAAUUAUGAGAGGGUAGUGAAGAAACUAGAAAUGUCCACAUUUGGGCAUAUUCACAAGAAGCAAUAACUUCAGGCUUACAAUGAGCCUGAAUUUCUUGUAUGAAACACAUAUUUAUGCUAGAUGCACUGAAACUGAAAGGUGUGCAUUUUAAUACAGGAAAAGAAAACAUAAAGCUACUUAGGAGAAGACAAUAUCUUUUUAUUCCCAGGGUAAUUCAAAUUGAAUUGUUUUGGAAGGGGAAAUGGCCUUUACAAAUCCCUUCAGUUAUGGUAUAGCUAUACAGUAAAUCCCUUCAGUCUUGAAUGUGCUGCCUAGCUCUUGGUAAGACCUGCUUCUGUGGCCAUUUCUGAAGGCAGCAGACCAGCUUAAAUUAACUUAAAAAAUGGUGGGUUGUUUCUCUUUGAUCCAGCAGGCGCUUCUGUUCAGAAUGAGGAGGGAAUUGGUUUUGCCAGUCCCUCUCUCCCAAUGCAGCCCCCUACCACCACCUCUUUAUUGAUCCCUUCUGUUCUCAUUUGUGGAUUUAAUUCUUCCUAGGGUCAGAAGAAGCUCAGUUCUAUGCCUUGCGAACAGCGAAAGCUUUGGCAAUGACUGCUUUGGAUGUUGUUUUCAAGCCAGAUCUGCUGGAAAAAGUCAGAGAAGACUUCAGACUGGUGAAACUCAAAGAGGAAGGUUACUUGAAUAUCCCUGAAAAUGGAAAGGUGUCUGGUCUUGGUAUCGGAGCAGCAUGUGCAUCACGUUGAAAUAGUACAGCAUAUUACAAAUCUAAACACGAAAGAACGUCAAAUUUUUUUCCUUGGAAUUCUAGGAAAUGUUUAAUAGCUGGAAAGAUGCUUGAUAUUUUAAGUGGUGCAACUAAGCGACCUCAGAGUACUUUUAAAAUAUUGCUAUUAUCUGAUAUCAUGUAGUGGUCUUAAUUUGGCAGACAAAAUGAGUGAUUUCUCUGCAGUGAUUGAAAAUGUGCUGAAUAUUGCAGCUUUGCAUACUUUUGGAAAAACUUUUUAAAUGCUAUUUACUCUGGUUGGAAAGGAAUGUUGGGUUGUCUUCAUAGCAGCUGUUCUCUUGCCAAGGAAUAGUGAGAAGUGUUGCAUGUUUAGCUUAUUGUAUGCAGAACCAAAUGCAAUCCACCAGGACAGGCUUAAUAUGCUUCAUAAAUCUAUAUGUAUUUGAACUGAAGAUACCAAAGGUUAGGUGAUGGUUGUUCAAGAUGUGCCUAGACUUUCACAUUAGAAUGGUUUUUCACUCAGUAUCUCACGGUCUUUGGUAGCUCAACACUUGAACAUACCACACUUUCCUCUUUCGGCCAUCUAAAUUUUUCUAGAAGGACUAUCCUUGUAAUCACUUGAUGUUUAUAGGUGGGCUCCUGACCUCUUGUUCUGCACAAUUUCCAAACGCUGUGUAUCCUUUAGUAGUUUUGUGCAUAGUAUAGAAUUAUACAGCAUACAGAUACACCAGAAGAAAAUAACUUUAUAAAUGAGUGUCCAGGAAUAGCUUUUAAAAUGAAACCCAAAACUGAGUUUCUUGUGAAAAUUCUUCCUAUUUGACACAAAUUAAGCAAUCACAUUGAAGGAGAAGUUAAAGCAGUAGGUAGGGGGUUUGUUUGUUUUUAAGGGUACUGUACAGAAUCAAAGAAAUACUUGUGCAAACCUGGUACAUGAACCCUGCUUUACUGUCUUAUUUAUGCAUAGCUGCAUUUUGAAAAUGAAUGGCUCCAGUCCAUUAAUGUAGCUGCUGUACAAAGUAGAUUGGUAGAACUUAUGUUUCAAAUUCAUUUUCCUUUCUGAAAUAGAAUUGUCUAUAAUUUUGUCAGUUUCGCCACCAGUUAAUCCCCAGGACCCAAGAUGUGUACAUUGAUGACAGAGAUGAGUUGAAGAAAGGGGUGAUGAAUCCUAUGGAUGUUCGAGUUGAUACCCAAGUAUUUUGGGUGAGCCUCAAAUGCAUUUGUAAAGGCUAAACGUUGCCAUUGUGAGUUGGGUCAGCAGUAGUGGACUGUUUGGGGGCUCGUAUGUUGUCUUUCGAGGCAGAGAAAAUAGAUGUGCUUUUUUCUUCUGCGGAACAAGCAAAAGAUGGUGAGAAUGUGAAUUCUUGGGGCCUUUGGCAGGUAAAAGGUACUUCUCCUGUAGGGGAGGAAUGUGAUCCUGUAUGGGUUGUCUCUGCCCCUCUCUCCACUGGUAGGAAGGAAAACUUUUCUUAGAGAAUAUACCUGGGGCAGGGACAAUCUCCUAUCUCCAUUUCCUGCCAACUCCACUGCAGAUCAUCAGUCAGCUGCCCAAGGUAUAGCAAAAGAGAAGUGGCAGGAACUCUUGGAAGGGAUUUUCCUUUGUUCUUUGUUCUAUUCCUACUGGAGUAGCUGGACCUGACAUUCGGAGGCAUUUUAGACAACUCACAAGUACUAACUUGUGUGGUGUUGUGGUUAAGAGCGGUAUACUCGUAAUCUGGUGAACCAGGUUUGCUUCCCCGCUCCUCCACAUGCAGCUGCUGGGUGACCUUGGGCUAGUCACACUUCUUUGAAGUGUCUCAGCCUCACUCACCUCACAGAGUGUUUGUUGUGGGGGAGGAAGGGAAAGGAGAAUGUUAGCCGCUUGGAGACUCCUUCGGGUAGUGAUAAAGCGGGAUAUCAAAUCCAAACUCCUCCUCCUCUUCUAACUAGGCUGUCUAGAUUAUUCUUUGCCUAUGAUAAGAUCAGCUGUCUUCUAAUCAAGCUGGUCUUUGUAUUUGGCAUACAUUAAUCUACACACCAAAAUUGACUUGAAGUACAAUCCUUUGCAUGUCUAUGCAGAAGUGACUCCCAUUCAGUUCAAUGGGGUUUACUCCCAGGAAAAUGCUGCAGGAUUGUAGCCAUAAUUAUGUGACACACCACUGCCUAAGCUGCAUUAGUGGUAUCAUAACGUACCACUGCCUGUUACUUAAACUAAUAGUAGAUAAACAUAUCUUAUGCUGAAAGAAAACACUAAUUUCCUGUCCUCUUAAGCAUAAUGUGAAAUUUCCUUUGUAAGUGUUGUAGGGAGCAAACUCUGCACAGAAUUUUGUAUUCUAGAACAAUAUAAAUGCUGUCUUUAUGCCUGCUUGUUUGCCUAAGCAAUAUUCUCUUUGAGGGUCAAAUACUUCCAUUAUUAUGUUGUUAUUUAUUUUUUUGUCUUGCCUUUCUUCUCAAUUUUUACCUGUAAGUUGGUCCAGUAAAAAAGGCUAUUCACAUUUUGCUGAGUCGGUUACAAAAGCUCUGCUGGUUUAAAUGAAUAUAUUACAUUAUUUUUAUUCAUAAACAGAAAGAAUUGUAGCAAGUUUAGCAGAACUUAAGGUAUAUGCAUUUCUGACUGACGCGCACACAUGCUCAAAUGCACAAAUCUAUCUAGGGAGAAACAGAUGUAUAUUUUGUACAUCACCUGUAGAAACUGUUCUGAAGACAACAUUUUGAGCUGCACAUUUGAAUGUUGGAAUGUUUUGCAGCAAAUUAACAUCCAUUAGCAAGCACUGGAAGACCGUGUUAGGAAAUUAUUAACCACAGCACUUAUUUUUUCCCACCACCACCAGUGCUGUAAGAAGAGAAGCAGUUUUCUUUUUACCAACGUACAGCUGUUUCCCCAAAUGUUUCACUGUCCUAACUUGCCAGGGAACAGAAAUCAUACACAGCUGAAUCAUGGGCUAGUUAGUAGGGAUAGCAAAUUUCAGUAUGCAUAACUGUAUCAAACUUAUGCUUCAAUACUUUGAUCCUGUUAAGAGUUGGGUCAACUUCAAAAGAAAAUAUUAAUCUUACCAUGCUGUAUUUAGUAUUUCAACUUCUUUCAUCCAAUUAAACACAGUUUUUGCAAUAACUCUUCACCUUUUCAGAAGAGGGGGAAAGGCUCUGGAAAGUUGUUUUUCCCUCUAGUAAGCAAGGGCAAGUUGUCCUCAGUGGGAUUUGGAGCUGAUCAGUACUUGCACUGAAAGGAUCAGUGUCUCUUAAGGGUCUUGUUAUGUCUCCUCAUUCAACUGUGUAAGCUUUGCUUCUGAAAACAUUAGUACCAAAGGUGAACUCGAUAUUUUAUUGAGCUCAGGGUUAUUUCUGCUCCAACCAUAUAGCUGUGCAAGUUGCUGCCUAAGCAGGAUGCGAGCAAGAUACAUUGACUGGCUUCUAUUUUCUUGGAGAAUGCUGCAUAUUUCUGAUAGUCUUUUAAAAACCUGGCAAAGACUCCUGUUAUAGCUUCAUAACUUGCUAAAAUUGCAAACUCAAAAGGGUUGGAUCCAGGCGUGCCACUUGACAUGCACAGACUGGAACUAACCCAAAGGUUGCAAGACAGCAUGGUUAAUGUUGUUAUGGACCCAUUGGUCUUGGAUUGUUGCUCUGAGUGUUCUGUAAUGAAAACUUGCUUAGGUGGCAACCGCUGAACAGUGUCAUGGGCAUUAUUUCAAUAUUUUUCUUACUAUUCCAAACUUGAUUCCUUAGCAGAGGCCUACUUUGCAAGGAGAUUUUGGCUGAGACUUUUAGUGGUAGAAGCCAUCCCAACCAUACUGUAUUCCUUAUCUGAACAUGAAAGAAAAGAGGGAAAUUGAUUUAUUGUGAAUUCCUGUGUUUCUUGCAUGGUUUUUAAUAUCACAGUUUUAAUUUUGUUUUGUUUUUUAAAUAUAUGCAUAAAUGUUAUUUGACAGAUCAAACAGCUGGAAUCUUGCUACUGUCCUGGGAGAGUACAAUUUACCUUUUUUCUGUUUACAAAGCACAAUCCAGUGAGAAAAAACCAUCAAGCUGCAAGCCACAUGGAUUGCGCAGCAGUUGCUUUAAAGCUCAAGUGUCAGGAAAAGAUCUGGUCUAAGCAUAAGGCUACCUGGGUUUCUGGCCAGGCCCAUGAUCAUUGACGGUUGUUCUUCAUAGCCCUCCAGGGGCUGCGAGGAAGUUCAGGCAGGGGAAGGAGAGGAUUUAUGCAAUUGUAUUAAAUUAUAGUAAUUUUGUUUGAUUUGUAAUAAUUUGGAAAAUGAUAAAAACAAUACGAUAAACAUAAGGCUACCUGGAACCAUUUAUGCAGCCGCACUCUCAUAUUAAAAGGGUCUUCUUGAAUGUGAGGCUAUCCAUGCGCAGCAUUAGCAUGCCAUGCCAUGCCAUGCCAGCAACCAAUGAUCAGAGAGGAAGUGCUUUGCAUAGGCCUCUUGCACGGAUCAUUGCUGCAUGGGGCACCUGUAGGGAUAUACGAUUUCCAUGUGGCAUGUUGAAAUUGUGGGUUAGAGACUGUAUCUGAGGUGGCUGAACUUUAUGUCUUUUCUUUGUAAGAUCAGACGGGUUGGUGUUUGAUUUCUUUUGUGUGCGGGUGAGUUGCUAAGGCAGUAAGUCCCAUUGGUUUAUAAUUUCAGAACGCCUUGUCCAGUAACGUUAGUUUUGUUAGUACGCCAUUGUUUAUUUCUGUUAAUAAUGCUGAGGCUUUCUUUACAGUUCUGAUUCAGCAGUUAUGCAGUGAUUCUGUAUGCCAGGUUGGACAGACUUUUUGCCAAGUAAGCCAUAAGUAAAGUCUGAAGCGUGAGUGCCAUUUUUGUAUAUUCCACAGGACGUAUACGGCUCCCCCUUACUAGGAGGUGGCUUUUCAUCUAAUGUACCAAACUAGAUAGUGUGCGCUUCAUCACUAGCGCCAUUUGUGGCCUCUUACACAAUGCACUGCUAAAUCCUAGGGUUUUGCACUUUUGCUGUAACCUGAAUUAACAAGAAAAGGCAACUUUUUCACUGCUUCCUUAAAUAGCAUGCAACUUUACAGUAGACAACAGUUAUUCUUGGAUCUUAAGUAGGACAAGGACACCAGACAAACGUUUUAGUCAACAUUACUUUUAGGCUGCAAAGCUGUUGUAAAGGCAUAUUUGCUUUUUAGUGUCUUGGCUAUUGCUGCUGCACCAAAUCUUGUAUGCUGUUGAAUCUAUAUAUUCAGUUUUGAAGAAUGAAGAGCCUGCAACAGCAGGUUGGUAAAAAUGUAUAUGUAGCUGGGAUGGUGAAUUUACUUGAACAAAUGUAACAGCAAACAUGCACAAGUAUAUCUCAAGAGUUGGUGGUUUUCCUUUUUUUAUACCAUCUAAGGGUUAUCUUUGCAAGUGUAAUGUUUUGCAGUGAAUUCAGGUAUUUGAGGAAAAGAUACAUUCAGGGGCUGAAGCAGCUUCCUGUGCCAUCUGUACACAGAAUGUUUUGUUUGAAUAAAAACUUGAGCUACACUAUAAACUAUUGCUAUAAAAGUACUUUUGCUAAACGUGUUUUAUGAUUUUCUAGUGAGCCACUGUUGAUGCUAUCACUUGGUUUUGUACAUUCAGCUUUCUUGGUAUGCUGUGUGUAAGUACAUUCUGGAUUGUAAGAAUAAAAUUGACUUGCACAUUCUAUUGUGUUUCUCAGGUAUAUCCUAAUAAACAAAUACGCUACUUAAACAUAGGAAGAGCCUGGUUAAAGUUAACGAAGACUGCUCAUUGUGAUAGUUUGGCUGAAGCUGAGAAAUUGAGUCCCAGAGAAUGCAAAACUAUAGGAACUUUAAGGGACAAAACGGAAAAAGUAAGAUAAAAUAACACUCUUUGGGGAUUAUGCCUGUGAUGUUGGUUUGAGAGCAUCAUUUAAUCAGGCAGGGCAGCUUGCCAAAGAAAGGAAUUUGCAAUAAUUUAUUAAAUACUCAGCAGCAUUCCACAUUGUCAAAGGUUACCUGCUGUCAGCUGAAUAACCCAUAAAGGCAAGAAGAUUUAUGCAGCUGUAUCUUUUUAAAAUGUUGAAUAUUUAUCCCCUCUUAAUAAUUGCUAGAGGCCACUUACAAGGGAACUCAUAAAACAGACCAUCAGAAUAGAGAUUGUCAACAAAACUAACUAAAUGUCUAUCUACGAAGUAGCACCACGUGAUGAUUUAGAUGUCACAUCAGAUAGUAAUAAGGCUCCCAGCGGUUUACAGAAACUUGCAAAAAGAGGACUUCCAGAGCUUUCUAAAUCUCUGUUGAGGAAGCACAUUAUGCCUUACAUUAAGGCUAUUUCAUUCAUUUAUUUAUCAUUUAACUUCUCUGGGUGAAAGUUUAAAAUAAUUUAAAAGCAUAAACGGUAUGCUCCAUUAUGAAACAGGCUGGAAACUGCCAAAUAAUGGAGUAUAAAUCUCUAGAAAUGCAGCAACACACCCCUACCUGGCUGAUCAUCCUUCACUAAAUCCUGUAAGGCCUACAGUACGAAUUUUUCAACUGAGCAGCUCAACAUACUCUGUGGUGUUUUUUUUGGUAGCCAGAAUGCGCAAGAGAGCAGUUCUGGCACCUCUCAGGUGGGUGCCAUUGUGUGCUGGCAUGUCCCUGCCUGCUUCUUGCCUUUACCCACUUCUGAGAAGUGCAAAACAAACAUUUCAGGUUAAAAUGGAAGCUGGCCAGCAUGUGCGAGUCUACACUUUUUUUUAGAUCUAUGCACCUAGCCCAGCCGCAAUUGGUCAAGCUACGGGGCAGGGUCAAUUCAUAUUUCUUCAAUCCAUCCUUUGUGUAGCUGCAGGAGUAGACUUUAAUCUUUCCAGCUAGGCGUCUACCGUUGCACACACAGACGUUUGUGCGAGGGCCCUUCUGAGCUGCCCUAGCCACCCACCUGAAUCUGAAAGAUCGAGGGAGGUGGGAGCGCAUUUAUUUGACGUGCACCAGAAUCGGGUGACCCACAAACCAGGUAGGGAGACAGCUUGCCUGAAACCCUUCUAAUUCCUGGAUCCAGCACGGAUUCAACAUUCCUGGUGAUGUUAUGGCCUUCUAAGUAUGGGCCAUCAAAGUAACAAAGGAAGUGGCUCUGUGCCAGAUAACAAAUGGAUAGUUAGAAAGACAAAAGACAGGGUUCAAAGUUGAGUGUGUACGAGCUAGAAGUUAGGCUAAAGGGUCGCUGGCAAAGUUUGCUUCAUGCACCCUCCCCGUUCCACCCUCAGCAAAGUGAGCCAACCGCAGAGGAUAGUGGCAUGCCUGAAGGAGCUGAGGCGGCAGCAGAGAUGCCGCCGGUCCCACUGCUGUUGCUGCAACCACCACUGCCACCCCUCUGCUUGGGCUACUUCUGUGACUAUGAUGCAUUCAUUUUCCAAGGGCAAUGAGGUAUGCGAUGAUGAUGAUGAUGAUGAUGAUAGCAAUUAUGUGUUUCCAUUAAUUUAGCUCAGUGAAGCUUUCUGGGUAUGUUGCUAAACUAAUAAAUGCAUGCUUCUUUUUCGACCUUUAAAUGUCACUGAGAAAUUCUGGUGCUUCUUAGUUGCCUAGUGAGAAGUUAAGCUUUCUUCUUGUGUAGUGAUGCUUGUCUGCCUUAGCCAUUUUGACAGAUGAAGUUUAAAGGUCAAAUUGAAAAUCUUACCUGCUCAGUCCUGAGUUCUGCAAUGUACUGACCACUUGAGAUGUGUCGCCAACCAUUUUCAAUCUUGCCUUGUGCUUUUAUAGUGAGAUGUUCAUUCCAGCAAAAACCACCAAGAGCUUGUAAUGUAUUAAAAUCAUUUUCAGUCUU
Messenger RNA from Podarcis lilfordi (Lilford's wall lizard), 25986 nucleotides. The record is from the annotation of a GenBank genome assembly. Lineage: Eukaryota; Metazoa; Chordata; Lepidosauria; Squamata; Lacertidae.